Linum trigynum is the source of this 330-nucleotide messenger RNA. The record is from the annotation of a GenBank genome assembly. Lineage: Eukaryota; Viridiplantae; Streptophyta; Magnoliopsida; Malpighiales; Linaceae.
AUGACGUUGUUUGGGCCAGAAGCCCUAGCAAGUCUGAGUUGGAGAUUGGAGAAGCAGCCGCACAACGUCACCUCUUCGUCUCUCCACUGUAUUUCUUCCCCUGAUCGCUGGCACCACAGCUCCCCGGCUCCCUCAUCUUCCCGCCACUGCCGCCGCACCUCGUUCGAUAUCAUCAUCCACCAUCUCCCGUUGCUCACCCUCUUCAUCUGCUCUCACUCGGCCCCCUCAUCUUUUCGCUACAACCGCUGCGUAAUUUCCCGUCGCAUCUCCCGCUGCCAAGAUCUGCUUUACCAAGUCGGCAAUAAAAGGAGGAAGGAGAUGGAGAAAUAG